Auanema sp. JU1783 is the source of this 76-nucleotide messenger RNA. The record is from the annotation of a GenBank genome assembly. Lineage: Eukaryota; Metazoa; Nematoda; Chromadorea; Rhabditida; Rhabditidae.
AUGGAGCUGUGCUUAGCUUUACAAACAAAUGCCAAUUGUAACUCUGAUAUUCAACGCAAGUGCUGUGGAUACAAUG